Trypanosoma theileri is the source of this 1668-nucleotide messenger RNA. RefSeq names its product putative katanin. The transcript has a single exon. Lineage: Eukaryota; Euglenozoa; Kinetoplastea; Trypanosomatida; Trypanosomatidae. The record is from RefSeq and is a predicted model, not a curated record. Gene Ontology annotation, cellular component: katanin complex. Gene Ontology annotation, biological process: microtubule depolymerization. Gene Ontology annotation, molecular function: microtubule binding. The coding region runs from base 1 to 1668 and encodes 555 amino acids.
AUGAUGACCACAUCUGCGCUACAGCUUCCCUGCCAGUUGUAUUCCUCACGAUUUAGUUCUGAUCGUGCCCAGCAGUUGGUAGGACUUGGUGGGAAAGAUGGUGCCAUUUAUGUAUAUCCAUUUGAAGAAUAUACUCAAAUCGCACGUUUAGAAGGUGAUGCUUCUCCUUUAACAUCGCUUGUUUUUGAUAUGCAUCAGCGAUCUGUAGUGGGGGGAAGUGAUCGUGGUAAGAUUUCUUUAUGGGAUAUUAGCACAGAAAAAUUUAUUCGAUCAUUCGGAGAAGGUCACAAAUCAACUGUGACUGAUAUGGACUACCACCGCUGCACUGACUUUAUCGCUACCUGUUCACGGGACAGAAGUCUUCGCAUUUGGGAUACGCGGAAGAAGUCAUGUUUACAAUCUUAUAAAGGAGCCUCUGCAGCAUUGUGUGCCACUCGAUUUACUCCAAAUGGUCGUUGGGCAGUCAGUGGUUGUGCGGAAGGAGUGAUUCGUUUAUACGAUUUGGUAUCUGGAAAAGAGUUAAGGGAGUUUCAGGCUCAUAAUGGGGCUAUCACAUCCAUUCAUUUUCAUCCUGAGCAGUAUUAUAUGGCGGUAGGUAGUAGUGAUGGAUCAGUUUCUUUAUGGGAAAUGGAAAAUUUCACAAAAGUCUUUCAAAGUGGUCAAUUAGACACCCCAAUUGAUGCCGUACAUCUCUUUGGAAAAAAAAUGCUUGUGGCGGCUGAUCAUCUUUUACGCGUGUAUGACUUUGGUCAGAUGAGUGAUAGUACGGCAUCUAGUAUAGAAUCACCAUGGAAUAUAAUAGGAGAUUUAACCUAUUCUUCCAUUCAUGAUGAAGCAUGGUUUGUUGAGUUCAGCGGGUCAACUGCACAUAUGGGACGUCUUUCCCUUACUCAACAAAAGGGUGCACCUCAAGUUGCCAGUUCCACAGCAUCAUCAUCUUUAAAACAACAACAACAACAACAAAUUCAGAAGCCGAGGCAACAACAACCACAAGAACAAGAACAUCGUCCUAUCAUUGAGUCAAAGAACGUGAAACCUUUGGUCCCUACCUCACCUCCGCUACAAAACCAGAAAAAUGUGUGCAACACAAUUAAUCCGGUGGAUAUUGUUAAGAAUUCUUAUGAAUCUCCUAUUGAUGAUCUACUAAGUUCAAGUGCGACAAUGCUUUCUAUUUUACAGAGACGAUUAACACACAUUCGUGUGGUUCGUUCACUUUGGGUUCGGGAUCCCAAGGAAGCGUUAGAGUACAUUAAGCGACUCUGUGUUGAAGAGUCUGAGAUUGGUGUGGUAACAGAUUUUCUAGUGGCGAUGCAAAAUAUGCGUAUGAAGGAACGCAUUAAGAUUAAUACCCUUCCAGAUUUAUUAGACAUACUCUUAUAUGCUUUAAAGAAUGAGCAAGAGAGUCUCUUAUUAAAUGGUUUGAAAGUUUUUGGAAGCAUGAACAGUAGAUUUCGUGCUCAAAUGGAUGAAGCACGUAGAUUUGCUGCAUCUUUUCGAAACGUAGAUCCUGGUGCUCAAAAAUCUAUAAUGCAACAAUACCAUGAGGUUAGUCUAAAGUUUGACGAUGUCGCCCUUCUUGUUUACGAACUUAAAGAUAAAAAGGGAGCUGUUGGUGAGCUGGCCCGUGAAGUCUUAAAUGAACUUCCUCCUGUUUCAAAAAUUCUGUAG